Messenger RNA from Entelurus aequoreus (snake pipefish), 1239 nucleotides. Its product is annotated as gap junction beta-3 protein-like. The record is from RefSeq and is a predicted model, not a curated record. Gene Ontology annotation, cellular component: connexin complex. The transcript has 3 exons. NCBI's taxonomy places the organism in Eukaryota, Metazoa, Chordata, Actinopteri, Syngnathiformes, Syngnathidae. Bases 103 to 936 code for a protein of 277 amino acids. Gene Ontology annotation, biological process: cell communication.
AGUCGGUCCCUGAAGGAGCGACUCCUUUUCAAGGCUUUUCCCACCUAAAAGACUCGGGGCGACCGUUUUGAGAACUUCCUCCACCCCCGCCAGGCAGCGGCUAUGAACUGGACGGCACUGCAGGUCCUCCUCAGCGGGGUCAGCCAGUAUUCCACAGCCUUCGGCCGCGUCUGGCUCUCCAUGGUCUUCGUCUUCCGGUGGCUGGUGUUCGUGGUGGCGGCGCAGCAAGUGUGGGGUGACGAGGGCCGGGGCUUCACGUGCAACACGGCCCAGGUGGGCUGCAACAACGUCUGCUACGACGACAUCUUCCCCGUCUCCCACAUCCGCCUGUGGGCCCUGCAGCUCAUCUUCGUCACCUGCCCCUCCCUGUUGGUGACGGCCCACGUCAAAUACCGGGAGAAGAAGAACAAGACCUACACCCAAUCGCACAAGGGGAAGAACUACGCCAACCCUGGGAAGAAACGCGGAGGUCUGUGGUGGACCUACUUGGUAAGCCUGGUUUUCAAGAUCGUGUUCGACACCGGCUUCGUCUACCUCCUCCAUUACUUUUACAAGGGCUUCGACAUGCCCCGACUGUCCAAGUGCUCCCUGGAUCCUUGCCCCAACACGGUGGACUGCUAUAUUUCCAAGCCCACGGAGAAGAGAAUCUUCACCCUCUUCAUGGUGGUCUCAUCCCUGGUCUGCAUCCUCAUCUGCGUCUGCGAGCUGACGUACCUCAUCUGCCAGCGCAUCCUGAAAUGGCGGGUGAGGAGGAACAGGAGGAGGAGUCGGGAGUUUGCCGGCGAGCAGGAGAUGGUGUCGCUGACGGAGUUGUGGUCCAACAGGGUGGAUCCCACCGUCUCCAUCAACAACCUCAACAACGUGGUGGCAAAGGAAGGGCAGCCACAGCAAAAAAACGAUUCUCAAAGUAGAACUAGCAAAGUAAAGCACACUUGAGGAGAUAUAAGACUGACUGAGGACAUACUCAUCCAUUCAGGGAGGACUUUGGUAAAUAGGUUGAGUGACUUUUCGCAUUUUGGUGAAAACGACAAAAAACUUAAAUGUUUGAGGAUGUAUUUUGGUGUAUAUUUCAAUAAUUUUUAUUCUAUUGUAAUAUUUUUCUAUUUUGUUUCCAUUUAUACCGCCAUUAUUUACUUUUUAAAUUCGAUCUCAGUUUUGUACACUGCUGCUGGAAUUUUUAUUUUCCUGAGGGAACUCUCCUGAAGGAAUCAAUAACGUACUAUCCAUCCAUCCAUCCAU